Molecule: messenger RNA, 2759 nt
Organism: Poecilia reticulata (guppy)
Lineage: Eukaryota; Metazoa; Chordata; Actinopteri; Cyprinodontiformes; Poeciliidae
Product: extracellular calcium-sensing receptor-like
Biological process (GO): G protein-coupled receptor signaling pathway
Cellular component (GO): plasma membrane
Molecular function (GO): G protein-coupled receptor activity
Source: RefSeq, a predicted model, not a curated record
UGGAGCUGAUGUCAGUGUGUGGUCUGGGUGGGUCUGUGGAUAGUCUGAGACAGAGGACAGAGUCCACAAAUCCUCUCACUCAGGCUGGUGCACCGGUGCAGUGCACCCUGCAGGGCACGCCUCGUGUGUCAGCUUUCUCGAAGGACGGAGACUUUGUUAUUGGAGGCAUUUUCUCAAUUCAUUACCAACUUUAUACAGUGAUUUAUAAUUACACCACCAAGCCUGAGCCUCCCAGAUGCACAGGGAGCUUGAACUCUCGUGUCCUGCGCUUCUUGCGCACAAUGAUCUUUGCAAUUGAGGAAAUAAACAACAGUUCCCAGCUGCUCCCCGGCGUCAGUCUCGGAUAUCAGAUCUAUGACUCGUGCAUAGCGGUGCCGGUGGCCGCGCACGUUGCGUUUCAGCUGUCAAACGGCCAGGACCCCGUAUUUCUCCAAGGCGGGAACUGUUCAGAGUCUGGAGUGGUGGCUGCUGUGGGAGACUCUGGAUCCACUCCAUCCAUCAGCAUUUCCCGCAUCUUCCGUUCCUUCAGCAUUCCGUUGGUGAGUCCAUUUGCCACCUGUGCCUGUCUGUCAGAUAAGCAGCAGCAUCCGACGUUUUUCAGAACCAUUCCCAGUGACCAGUUCCAAGCUGACGCGCUGGCCAAACUGGUGAAACACUUCGGCUGGACUUGGAUUGGCGCGGUGCGCUCCGACUCGGAUUAUGGAAAUUAUGGCAUGGCGUCCUUUCUCGACGCGGCGCUCAGAGAGGGGAUCUGCGUGGAGUACUCUGAAGCCUUCUACCGGACCGACCCGCCGAGCAAGAUCCAAAGACUUGCUGAUGUGAUCCGAAGAUCAACAGCCGUUGUUGUUGUGGCCUUUGCGGCCUCUGGUGAUAUGAAGGUCCUGUUAGAGGAGCUGGCCCGGGACCCUCCUCCGCCUCGUCAGUGGAUCGGAAGUGAGGGCUGGGUGACGGAUCCUCUCUUGAUGAGCUUCGGUUUUUGCGCGGGCGCCAUCGGAGUUGCCAUUCAACGAGCUGUGAUCCCAGGGCUGAGAAACUUCCUCCUGGAUCUCUCUCCCUCAGACGUGGCUGCGUCCUCAGUGCUGACCGAGUUCUGGGAGGACGCGUUCAACUGCAGUCUGACAGAAAAUGCUUACUUGAACAAAAGAGUGUGCGAUGGAACCGAAGACAUUAAAAGGCUUGAGAACCCGUACACUGAGACGUCUCAGUUGAGAGCGAGUAACAUGGUGUACAAGGCUGUUUAUGCGAUAGCUCAUGCUAUUCACAAUGCGGUGUGUGAGGAAAGGAACGCCAUCAUUCAGUGUGACAAACUUGUCAGCUUAGAGCCAAAACAGGUCUUCACUGAGUUAAAGAAAGUGAACUUUUCCAAAAAUGGCUAUCAUGUUUCUUUUGAUGAUAAGGGUGAUCCUGUAGCUUUUUACGAGUUGGUUAACUGGCAAAGGAAUGAAAAUGGAGUUAUUGAGCUGGUAACAGUGGGGUUUUAUGAUGCAUCACUGCCGAGUGGAGAGCAGUUCCGUAUCAAUGGGAACUUAAUCUGGCUGGACGGUGGAACACAAGUUCCAGUCUCAGUUUGCUCAGAGAGUUGUCCUCCAGGAACUCGUAAAGUGUUGAGGAAAGGAAAACCAAUCUGCUGCUACGACUGUAUACCGUGUCCUGAAGGAGAGAUCAGUAAUAUGACAGAUUCUCCUGAUUGUUUCCUGUGCCAUGAUGAAUUCUGGCCUAAUCCGGAGAAAGAGGCUUGUUUCCCCAAACCUGUGGAGUUUCUUACCUUUGACGAAGUUCUUGGAAUCACUCUGGUUGUAUUCUCUGUUAGUGGAGCCUGUCUUACAGCUGCAGCAGCGGCGGUUUUUUUCCUUCACAGAACAACACCAAUUGUCAGAGCCAACAACUCAGAGCUGAGCUUCCUGCUGCUCUUCUCUCUGACUCUGUGUUUCUUAUGUUCACUAACUUUCAUUGGAGCCCCCUCUGAGUGGUCCUGYAUGCUGCGGCACACAGCGUUUGGCAUCACAUUUGUUCUCUGUAUCUCCUGUGUUCUKGGSAAAACUAUAGUGGUUCUAAUGGCCUUUAAAGCUACACUUCCUGGUAGUAAUGCUAUGAAAUGGUUUGGUCCWACACAGCAAAGGAUGACUGUCAUGUUUCUCACCUUAAUUCAGGUUAUAAUAUGUAUCAUUUGGUUGGUUGUGAGUCCUCCCUUCCCAGUGAAAAAUCUGACCACCUACAAGGAGAAGAUCAUCCUGGAAUGUGCGUUAGGCUCUGCUGUUGGUUUCUGGGCUGUGCUCGGCUACAUCGGCCUGCUGGCUGUGUUUUGCUUUGUGUUAGCUGUUCUAGCUCGGAAACUACCUGAUAAUUUCAACGAAGCCAAGAUGAUAACCUUCAGCAUGUUGAUAUUCUGUGCCGUCUGGAUCACCUUCAUCCCAGCUUAUGUCAGCUCUCCUGGAAAAUUUACUGUGGCUGUGGAGAUAUUUGCUAUUCUGGCCUCCAGYUUUGGACUGAUACUGUGUAUAUUUGCUCCAAAGUGUUACAUUAUUUUGUUUCAGCCGGAGAAGAACACCAAGAAAUUUUUGAUGAACAAAAACUAAACAAAAAAAUGACAGACAUUUUAAAACAAAACAGUAUAUUGGACAAUAUUGCACACAUAAGGAAUUUGGACACAUAAGGAAUUUUGAAAUCAUACUUUGGUUUAUGAUUCCACAUCUUUCCCUUCUGGUGUCUUUCUUCACUAAUAAUUCUUUAUGUGUAAAAUGAAAUAUUAACAAGUAUAA